Phoenix dactylifera (date palm) is the source of this 1894-nucleotide messenger RNA. RefSeq names its product mitochondrial 28S ribosomal protein S29-like protein. Gene Ontology annotation, molecular function: structural constituent of ribosome. Lineage: Eukaryota; Viridiplantae; Streptophyta; Magnoliopsida; Arecales; Arecaceae. Gene Ontology annotation, cellular component: mitochondrial small ribosomal subunit. The record is from RefSeq and is a predicted model, not a curated record.
CUUUACUCGGCCGCGCCCCCGAAAACCCCAGCCCUCCGCUAAACCCCCUGCCCGAUGCUGCUGCAGUCCCUCCUCCGGUCCACCGCCGCCGCCUCCACCGCGGCUCGGACCCGAAACCUCUCCUCCCUCCGCUCCAAUCUCCUCGCCCCCACCGCCGUGGCGGCGGCGGCGGUCCUAUCCCGCCCCUACUCCAAAGCCAAGACCAAGACCACCACCAAGGGCAAGGUCCGGGGCAAGGACCCUCGGGGCGUCUCCGCGGACGAUGCCACCCGGCCCGAAGAUGCCUCCUCCGCCGCCGAUGACGACCUCAAUGUCGAGUUCGAGCUCCCGACCGAUCCCCUACCCGUCACCUACGACCCCGCCCUCGAUGUCGGCCCCGGCGGCCGCCCCCUCUUCUCCUUCACCAAAUCCUUCUCCUCCCUCGGUCGCAAGGACGCAUGCACCUACGUAGACCUCAGCUUGGACGAGUGGAAAGCGAUGUUACCCGAGGGAUUGCCUCCGGGGAUGGUGAAGGAGUUUGAGGAGACGAGGCGGUGUGCUGUGAUGGUGAGGCAGAGCUUUCUGGACUUGCGCGAUAAUUUCCGCUACAUUGUCGACCCGCCCAUCCGUACAGGCGCUAAAAAUUCAAAAAGACAAAUUGUCUUAGAUGGGCCGGUUAGCUGUGGAAAAAGCAUCACACUUGCUAUGCUUGUUCAUUGGGCUCGUUGUGAAGGGUGGCUAGUCUUUUAUGUUCCCAAGGGUAGGGAGUGGACCCAUGGAGGAUUCUUUUAUCGAGCCCCAUAUUCUGAUCUUUGGGAUACUCCUGUCGGGGCUGCUGAAAUCCUUCAGGAUUUUCUGAAAUUCAAUGAAUCUCGCUUGCAACAAUUACCGUGUCAAAUUUUUGAUCCCAUUCCCUUGGGAGAAGGUGCUGGUGUUGGGAUAAUGAAAGGGGUUGAUUCCAUGGCAAUGCCUGAAGGUUCUACAUUAUAUGAUCUAAUCCAAACAGGAAUUGCUUACACGCAUGCUGCAGUCGGGGUUGUAGUUCGUUUGAGGAAAGAGUUAUCACUGGUGAAAGAUAUACCCGUUCUGUUUGCAAUUGAUCAAUAUAACAACUGGUUUACAUUCAGUGAAUAUCAAGAACCUGUAACUGUACGUUCUUGUCGGCCAAUUCAUGCAAGGGAACUUUCAACGGUGAACGCUUAUAGAUCUAUGAUGCAUGGUGACAUGAUGGUUGGAGCAUUCUCUCAUUCAACAGCUGUGGGCAAACUCCGUCAAGAACUUCCAGAUGUUCCAUUAGAUGCCCGUGUCAUGCUCCCUCGUUAUAAUUUGGAUGAGGCUGCCACUGUUUGUCAUUACUAUCUUAGGCAAAGGCUUAUACGACAUGAAACAUUUUCGGAAGAAAAGUGGAAAAAGAUUUACUACUUGUCCAAUGGAAACGGCUCAGAGAUGAGGUGGUUGGCUCCUUUUAUAUAAUGGAGGCGUAGGAACCCUAAAAUGCCCAAUCAAGAAGUUAUAUUCCUGAUAACCUUGGGAUGUGGGCAGCCAGCUGGUGUACUUCAUGUCAUCUUGUGCUCAUUCCACAUUUGGCUAGUCUUGUUCUGUAGCCUGUUAUUGUUUACUUGAAUGGGCUAAGCUUAAGUUUUUCUCUUUUGGAAUAAUGAAAUUUCAUAUACCUACACCAAGUCUUACAGCUUUUUCUUUUUUUUCCUCUUUCCAAAGAUUGCUUCGAGUACAUGUAAGACUAUUAACAUAGUGACUUGUGAUUGUCAAGUCCAAUUAGAUGGUUAUAAUCCAGAGAUGUAGAGAAGUUUGAGUGUGCAAGUUUGGAUUUGGGGCUUAUGGGCAAGAAUGAUGUAUACUUCCUGUCAAGUUUUUUUUUUGUCCUCUUUUAUGAAUUUGUCUUUUACGAUCUCAA